Molecule: messenger RNA, 6320 nt
Organism: Hemicordylus capensis (graceful crag lizard)
Lineage: Eukaryota; Metazoa; Chordata; Lepidosauria; Squamata; Cordylidae
Product: vitellogenin-2-like
Exons: 31
Coding region: 1430-6106 (1558 amino acids)
Biological process (GO): lipid transport
Molecular function (GO): lipid carrier activity
Source: RefSeq, a predicted model, not a curated record
AUUGAGGUUUUUUUUAUGGUAUUCCCAAAUGUUCUAAUGACUUAAGGAACUGCUAUAUACCUUUAUGGAAGAAACAAUAAUUAAUAUAACUAAUUUUAGGGUUUCAUAUAUAGGUUUUAACUUUGAGUAUAAUUAAAUAUUAUACCUCAUAAAUCUGCCUUUCAAUUAAGGGGGCUUUAUAUAAUGGUUUAAAACUGACAAUAACCUAAUUAGGAAAGCCAGCCGAUUGCCGCCCUUCUAGGCAGUGCGGCUCAUUUGCCCCCAGCCUCCACCUGGAAGGAGCACGUGGCACAGGGAGCCAGCUCCCAUUGGCCCCGACGUGCUUCCAGGGCAGGGCUUACUGCAGCGAGCCGGCAGCACGCAUGCGCUGGCUCAGUCCUUCUCUCGAGCGAGCAGAGAGAGGACGUCUGCUGCAGAGCUCCGAGGCCAGCACUACACAUGGCCGGGCCUGUUCGGAGUGGCGGCUAGCCGGAGCGGUGCCGGGGGACUGCAACAGCGGGCCGACCGCUUAGGCCGGCCCGCUUCCUGCAUCAGCGCCGCAUAAGUGGCCUGCUCGGGUCAGCUGUGCGGGGGCUGUAGCAGCGGCCGAGGGCUCUUAAGCCCCGCCACCCGUGACUCCGACUGGCCAGCCCGGGGGCUGUAGUGGCGGCCGGGGGCUCUUAAGCCCCACUGCCUGGGGGAACUGGGCGGCCCACCGGCUGCGCGGCCGCCCCAUAGAGGCGGCGGAGGGCUUCUAAGCCCCGCCGCCUACGACAUAGAGCAGACUGCCCGGGGGCUGUAGCGGCGGCUGAGGGCUCCUAAGCCCCACCACCUAAGAUACUGGGCGACCCGCCGAUUGCGUGGCCGCCCCCAUUGCAACGACGGAGGGCUCUCAAGCCCUGCCAUGAGGGAAGCCGGGCCCGGACGCCCCCCCCCACGGUUGGGCCAGUUCCAAGGCUCGUUGCACCGGGGGCUAUAGGCCCCUUAGGUCCUCGGGCUCGCUUCUGGGGGUAGCUCCCAGCCCCCCCGGCUCCCAGCUCGGUGGCAGGCCAUCUCUUGAGGGCAGCUCUUCCAGCGGACCAUCCAUCACAAGCAGCUAUCCAGGCAGACCACCGGAGCAUUGCAUCACAGCAGGCUGGUCACCCGGCCCGAGGUUUGGAGCUCGGUUCUGGGAGGUGGUGGAGGUCAAGAGAGAGGUUAAAGCAGGCACGCUAACAGCCAUUUGCCCCCCCUUUUAGUUCUCGGAGGUCUGGGUGGUUAAAGCAGGCAUUCUAACGGCCAUUCCCCCCCCCCUUUUUGGUUCUCGGAGGUUUGGGCGGGUAUACACUGGGCGCAGCCACAAUGGGCCCUAAGAAGGCCCCAAUUAAGAAGGGUGGUAAAGCCCCAGUCAAGAAAUGGGGCAAGCCCGUGCGGCCUGCUAAGAGGCCAAACAUUCCUGUGGAGUCUUCAGAUGAGGAGGGUGAUCUCGAGCUGGGGGCCAUCAGGGCGCUUAUCACCUGCCUCCAAGCCCUGGAGAAGCAGCGCGCUACCCUGGGGGUGGGGGAAUGACUCAGGGGGAGGGUCUUCUGGGGUGCCCCCGCAUCCACAAAGGACAUCCAGGGCUGCCAAAAAGGCCAAACUGAUGCAGAGUUUUGCUGAUCGUUUGGCAGCUCUAGAGGCGGCGGCGGGACCGGCGGCAGCGAAGUCGCAUGGGGACAAGCCAUUCCAGGCUGCACCAGUGCCGGGCGACGGUGGCGAGGACCCCAGGAACGAUGGGAAUGAUGCGGGGAGCCAGAAGUAUGAUCUUGAAGCUGGUUUUAGCAAUGCCAAAACCUAUGUUUACCACUAUCAAGGAUUCAUUCUGAAUGGGCUGCCAGAAAAAGGUUUAGCAAAGUCUGGCUUAAAACUGACUUGCAAAGUAGAGAUCAGCAGAGUGUCCCAGGAAUUUCACCUUAUUAAGGUGCUUUCUCCACAACUGGAAGAAUACAAUGGAAUCUGGCCCAGGGAUCCUUUCACCAACGCACACAAACUCACUCAGCAGAUUGGUCUAUGUUUUACCCAACCAUUUAAGUUUCACUAUAUAAGAGGGCAUGUUGAAAACAUUCAUGCCCCAAAAGACAUCCCAGUUUUGUGUGUUAAUAUAAUGAAAGGAAUCCUGAACUUGUUACCAAUAACCAUGAAGGAAUCAGAAAGAACAUAUGAAUUACAAGAGGCUGGAGUUGAAGGCACUUGCCACACAAGGUACAUUAUCCAGGAUGACAGGAAGAAUAACAGAGCCAUUGUUUCUCGAACCAAAGACCUCAACAAUUGUGUGGAGAAAGUUGUGAAGAACAUUGGAAUGGCCUAUAUCCGGCCUUGUCCUCAGUGCUCAGUGAAAGCCGGGAACACAAGAGGUACUGCAGUACUCACUCACAUACUGAAAUAUACAGAUACUGGAGCCCUGAUCAUACAUGCUGAAUCUGAGCAAGUGUAUGAAAUUUCCCCAUUCAAUGAGCCUAGUGGUACUGCUACAAUUGAAGCAAGACAAAACCUGACUUUGAUUGAGACUAAAAGCAACCAAGAAACAAUACCAGAUAUCCAACUGCAAAACCAUGGAAAUCUUCACUACCAGUUUCCAGAAGACUUGCCUCAGAUGGCUUUUCAUCUCAUAAAGACUAAAAACCCUGAAGCAGGGAUUUUAGAAACCCUACAGCAGUUAACACAGCAAAGCCAGCUACAAAUCCAUGCAAAAAUGCCAGUCACAUUCUUGGAACUUAUUGAGCUCUCUCGAUUAGCAACCCGUGAAAAUUUGGAAUCAGUUUGGAAGCAAUCUUCAGACAGACAGCACUACAGGUAUUUGCUACUGAGUGCAAUCGCUACAGCAGGAACAACGAACACAUUCAUGUUCCUGAAGCAAAUAAUUCAAAAUGAGGACCUCAGCUUCUUAGAGUCAACUCUAACUCUCCCUUUGGCCUUCCAUUUAACAAAAACUGACAGCCACACCUUAAAAGUAGCAGCAGAUCUAAUUACCAGCCAUGGAGUCCAGAAAUCCUUAGCACUUCGCAACCUUGCUUACUUGGCAUAUGGUUCCAUGAUAUGCAGGCACUGCUCUGUCUCUUCAUCUUGCUCUUCUGGAAUUCUUAAACCCCUCCAUGAUCUCACAACUAAUGCAACCACUGAAGAUGAGAUUGUGUUGGCUCUGAAGGCCAUUGGCAAUGCAGGAGAACCAGCCAGCAUCAAAUACAUCAAGAAGUUCUUGCCAGGAUUCUCACCUACUGCUAAUGCUUUGCCAGAGAGAAUCUACAUAAAUGCAGUGCUGGCCUUGAGGAAAAUAGCAAGGAAACAAGCUGCAGAAGUACAGGGAAUCAUCUUGCAGAUCUUUAUGGAUCAGUCGCUUCCUCCUAAUGUCCGAAUGGUGGCCUGUGUGGUUUUCUUUGAAACCAAGCCUGCUCUCCCCCUAGUGACAGCAAUGACCAAUUUUGUGCAAAAGAAGAACAGUUUACAGGUUGCCAGCUUUGUAUAUUCCCACAUGAAGGCAUUGGCCUUGGGCAAGAUACCACAGCUUAAUCAUCUGUCUACUGCUUGCCGCAUUGCUAUUAGGCUACUCAAUCCCAGGCUAGAUGAGUUGAGCUAUCGUUACAGCAAGGUGAUUCAUACUGAGAGCUACAGUUCGGUGUACAGAGCAGGUGCAAUUGGAAGACUUUACCUAAUGAACAGCCCCAGAUCAGUGUUUCCAUCGGGAAUCAUUGCAAAGAUGAGAGGAUACUAUGCUACUUCAGCCAUGGAUAUUGUAGAGGUUGCUUUCUGGUCACAAGGCCUAAUGGAUAUCCUCAAAAAACAAAAGACAUCAUUUGAUUCAACACACAAAACAAUGAAGAAGCUUGGGAAACUGGUCCAGGGAUGGAAGGAACUGCCUUUGGAAAAGCCAGUGGUAUCCGCCUAUCUAAAAUUAUUUAGUCAUGAAAUUGCUUUUGGUAGUGUUGACAAAGAACUCAUCCAAAAAAUGAUGAAGUAUGUGACUGAACCAGAAGAAAAGGAGAAGCUGGUGAAGCAAAUAAUCACUCUGUUCCAAAAAGGCCUAGAGGGCAAAUGGAUUCAACCUGUAUUGGUAGGAGAACUUCGACACAUUGUGCCCACAUGUGUUGGCGUCCCAGUAGAAAUGGGAUUGUACAGCAUAAGUAUGGUACAUGCCAUGGCCACAGUUAACGGGCAGAUAUCUCUCCCAUUGACUGGAGACUUUAGGCUCAAGCAAUUGCUCAAAGCCAAAGUGCAAUUGAGUGCCAAUGUUAACACAAGUAUAUAUACCGAUUUGAUGGCAGUGAUGGGAAUCAACACACCGUAUUUCCAGACUGGUCUUGAAUUCCAUGCUAAAUUCCAUGCAAGCAUGCCAGUGAAGUUUGAUGCCAAAAUAGACAUGAACAAGGAAAGCUUUAAAUUUGAAGCCACUCCAGUGCAACAGGAGACAGAGUUACUGGGCGUAAGGACUAAACUUUAUGCUGUUUCAAGAAAUGUGGAUGAACCAGAUUCAGUGAAGAGGACCCCAGUUGUACCAGAAGUGGCUGAACUUGAUGAUGCAGAUCAGCAACUUAAGUCAUCGGAAAGAUCUUACAGAGAUAAUGCCAAAAAGCAAAGAAUGUCUUACGAAACUGGAUCACAGAGACAAGGUUACGGCCUUAAAAAAGACCCUCACCAAAGGAAAGAAAAAAUAUCAUGUCCGAACCCCUUUUGUAUCAAAAUUUUAGGGAUGACCAUUUGCACUUGCGUUACCCCGAAACUGUGCAAUGCUGCUUGCCUACACAAAUUUGCUCAAGAAUGUGAAAUCAAUCUGACUGUGAAACCAGAAGCUGCUAGAACCAAAAUACAACUGGAGAUUAAAAGCAAUCUAGGAUCUGAAACAACCGAGCUGGGACACUCUGAGGAGGAAUAUGAAGCUCUCCAGGCUAAAGUAAAGAAGCCCAAAUUCUUGAAACCACAAAAGCUGGUUGCUGUUCUCCGUACCAUCCAGAAUGAUAAGAAAGUCACAAGGUUUCAUCUUGUUGUGCGUGCUGAUCUCCACUCCUCCAUACCUACAGUAGAAGCAGUUGUGUCAGAAGGAUCCAACAGAAUGAAAUUCUGUGCUCAUUUUUCUAUCCGUGAUUCUCAGAAAGCAGAGGGUUAUCUAACCUGGGGCCAGGAAUGUCGGGACUACAAGAUUGCAGCCAGAUUUGCAUAUGGACACUAUGCCGGUUAUCCGGCUUUGGAACUCAAGGUUCUAUGGCCCCAAAUUCCUACAUCGACAAAAGCAGCUAUAAGAAGGCUUUUCACCCUUAUUCCAGGUAUUGUUUAUGUGCUUGGAUUGCCCCAAAGGAAACAGAAGAACCCUUCCCAAGAGGCCUCAGUAGUUGUGGCUCUCACUUCUCCAAGAAGCUGUUAUCUUGUUUUCAAGUUACCUGAUAUCACAAUUUAUGCCCCAGACAUUAUGCUCCCCUUUUCACUCCCUGUAAGUCAACACACAGAAGUUUUGGCAAUGCAGCCCCAUCCCUGGAGUUUAUUCUCUGAUGUGCCAUCCUUGGUCCUUGAGAAUCUGAAAGCUCAUUGUUCAGUAUCCCAAGAUUCUUUCACAACCUUCAAUGGUGUUCGUUUUAACUAUGGAAUGCCUGCAGGCUGCUACCAUAUCUUGGCCCAGGACUGUACCUCAGGACUGAAGUUCCUAGUGAUGGCAAAAAAAGCAGAUGAGUCCAAUCAACAAAUAACUAUCCAUAUAAAACUUGCCAAUCAUGAAAUUGAUAUGUAUCCUUCAAAUGGACUUGUUAAACUGAGGCUUAAUGGUGUACAAAAGCUGUCAGAGAAUCUCCCAUACUCUUCAAAUUCUGGUGUGCAUAUCCGUAUCACUAGCGAGAAUGGAUUGUUACUACAAGCCCCAGAAACUGGAGUGGAAAAACUCUACUAUGAUGGACACAUGCUCAAGAUUCAAGUACCUUUCUGGAUGACUGGAAAAACCUGUGGAAUAUGUGGAAGAUAUGAUGGUGAAUAUGAACAGGAAUAUAAGAUGCCCAGUGGAUAUGUAGCUGAAGAUACAGUGAGCUUUGCUGAGUCUUGGAUUCUUCCAGAAGAUUCAUGUGCCAGAGCUGAGACCAGAAACUCGACAGUAACUGAGGUUUGCACAGCAUGGUCUUGUGAACAGAUAUGAUGUGUAGCUUGGCAUUACAUGCCAGAGGAACAGAAGAGUCUCCAAUGGUUUUGGUUCCAAGGCAAACCUAUUCCUGCAUGAUAAUUGGCAGCGAUGAAGUUCUUUCAGAGAGCAAAAGCAACAGCAUGCUCUUCUUUUAAAAUGAAUUUCCACUGUAAUAAUAAAUGUCAGUCUUGAAAUACCACAUAUAAUAAAACAAACUACAUCAAGAACA